Strongylocentrotus purpuratus (purple sea urchin) is the source of this 438-nucleotide messenger RNA. Its product is annotated as fatty acid-binding protein, adipocyte-like. The transcript has a single exon. Gene Ontology annotation, molecular function: fatty acid binding. NCBI's taxonomy places the organism in Eukaryota, Metazoa, Echinodermata, Echinoidea, Camarodonta, Strongylocentrotidae. The coding region runs from base 1 to 438 and encodes 145 amino acids. The record is from RefSeq and is a predicted model, not a curated record. Gene Ontology annotation, cellular component: cytosol; nucleus. Gene Ontology annotation, biological process: fatty acid transport.
AUGGUGUCGGUCGAUCUCAGUGGCUCUUGGAAGUUGGUGAGCAGUGAGAACCUGGACAAGUUCUUGAAAGCAUGCGGUGUCGGACUGGUACACAGGACAAUGGCAUGUAAAGUGAACCCUACUGUCGACAUCAAACAGGAUGGCGGGGGCACGUUCGAGAUCGCGACCAGGACGCCGUUGAACAAGCAAGAGAUGCGCUUCAAGGUGGACGAGGUGUUUAAAGGAAACAUCCCCUGGGAGAAGUCGGACAGGGAGAUGAAGGCAUCGUGGGAAGACGAGAAGCUCGUCAUCAGAAUGAUGGAUGAUGUCGAUGGAAGCGAGCCCGUGUUCGCCAGGUACAUCGACGGGGAACAACUCGUGCUAGCUCAGAGCAAGAAAGGCGUAGAAUCCAAGCGGUACUUCCAAAGGAUAACACAAACUAAAGAAAGAAACCAAUGA